Messenger RNA from Naegleria gruberi, 840 nucleotides. RefSeq lists its product as uncharacterized. The transcript has 3 exons. Lineage: Eukaryota; Heterolobosea; Eutetramitea; Acrasida; Naegleriidae. The record is from RefSeq and is a predicted model, not a curated record. The annotation marks the transcript as partial.
AAAAUAUUUUUGUCAAGAUUUGGAUUUAAUUUUUGUUGUAUUCAAUAAGCAUCAUCACCAGCAAUAGACUGAACAUCAAGAGUUUUUUGUCAACACUAAACUUUUGUCCAUCAUUGAUAUUGUUUAAAUAGGAUUGUAGAUAAUCAACUGUUUUAAAGAUCCGAUAUUGUGAUUGAGAAACAAAUUCACACAAUCAGCAUCAACAUCAAUUAAUUUAUUAUUUAAAUAAUUAUUAUUGGAGUACUAGUAACACAAUAUGCCAUUAUUUGGAAUACCUAAAAAGCCACUACAAAAAAGAGGAUUAGGUCAGGCCCAAGAUAAACAAUGGCCAUCCAAUAAGCCUGUUUUUCAUAUUCCAAUCACCGAUGAGGUUUUUGAUGAUUAUGAGGAUUAUGUCAAUAGGCAAAUAAUGUAUAAACUUCAAAUUUGGAGUUGUCAAUACACAGGAAGAGAAAACAUGACAUAUGAACAAGCAUUGGAAUCAGAAAAAGAACACAAACAACAAGAUUUGUUUAAAUAUUAUCCUAGAUAUAUUCUUCGUCAUAUUUGUUAUAUGGUACAUAAUUGUAGAAAGGGUGAAACUUUCCAAGAAUUAGCACAUAGAAUGGCCAAGUUUUUUGAGUAUAACUUCAUAGAGGGUGAGGAACUUUACUGUGAGUUGGACACAACUAUUUCUGUUGUUUUAAAAAGAAUACUUCUCAAGAAACUUCACUAUUAUUUGAAUGAUCCAAAUUUUCCUCCUUUUUCUGCACCUUUGUAUAUAACAGAUGCUGAUAGUCAUCAAAUUGAAGUUUUUCAUCAAACAAAACCACAGGAACAUCAUUAUGAUUACGAUUUACU